Molecule: messenger RNA, 2754 nt
Organism: Closterium sp. Naga37s-1
Lineage: Eukaryota; Viridiplantae; Streptophyta; Zygnematophyceae; Desmidiales; Closteriaceae
Source: the annotation of a GenBank genome assembly
AUGGUCCGCAUAAGCUGCUUCCGCGUCCCCCAGCGCGCGGGAAGGCGAAACCCGCAGCUCUCCCCCCACCCGCGCCCAGUUUCCGCGGAUCUGGCGCCGUCCCCCGCUUCUCCGCCCCCAGUGCUGGCCCCAGCGGGGCCGCUGGCCCUUCGACUGGGUGUUGAGUUAGGUGCUUUGAGGCCGAAAGCAGUGACUAAGGAAGUGACUAUAGCGAAAGGAGUGGGCACGGGGGUGCUUAAGGCGAAAAUCCAAAAGGCUGACGCAGCAAUUAAGCCGCGAUCUGUAGCUACAGCUGCCGCUACAGAUGCCGGCAGGGCGGCAAGCUCGCGAGCUGGGAGUGCGGCUGUCGCAGUGGCAGAGGCUACUGAUGGCUCACAGUUCACCGGUGGGCCCAGCGCGGGCUUUAAGGAGGAGGAGUGGCAGCAGCAGCUGGCGCUGUUUGCUGGCGACAGUGGGAGGAGGGAGAUGGUUCUCACGGGCAAGGAGAGCCGGCGCUACGAGCAGGACAUAAAAAGGAUUGCUGCUCAAUUCCGCCUUCACAGUCGCAUGUACAACAAGUCCCUCGUCCUAAGCAAGGACCCUCUGCCACACUACCGCCCAGAGCUCGACUCUCGGCGGCCGCAGCGACAGCUGAGUUUCCCCCCGGAGGUUCUUGAAGCAAUUGACAGAGUGGUGGCGGAUGUGAAGGCGAAGCGCGAGAGAGAGGAGAGCGAGAGGGAAGAGAGGGAGAGGGAAGAGAGUAAAGCUGCUUUAGCUGCUGCUGGUGGUGUUGGUGGAGAGAAGCGGGGCGUGGCAGGGCGAGGGCUGACGGGGUUGCAAGGGGCGAAGGGCGAGGAGGAGGAGGGGGGGGAGGAGGAGGAUGGGGGGGAGGAAGAAGAGGGGGGCGCGGUUCGUGGUGGAGCGAGGGAGGAAGCCGAGGAGGUGGAGGAGAGGAGGAGAUGGCAGUUGUGGAGGAUCAAUGAGAGCUUGAAGCGAAGACAGCAACAAUGGCAGGCAUCACCGGAAGGGGCAUCCAUGCUGGCGUUGAGACAGAGCCUGCCCGCGUGGAAGGAGCGAGAGCGGCUGCUACAGGCCGUGCGAAAUAACCAGGUGGUUGUAGUGUCUGGCGAGACGGGGUGUGGCAAGACCACCCAGCUGCCGCAGUACCUGCUGGAAGAUGCCGUGGAAUCGGGGGAAGGGGCGCAGAGCUCCAUUAUAUGCACUCAGCCCCGGAGGAUAUCGGCGGUGGCGGUGGCAGAGAGGGUGGCUGCUGAAAGAGGGGAAAGCAUUGGACAGUCGGUGGGGUACCAAGUGCGGUUGGAAGCGCGCAGGAGCAGGGCCACCCACCUGCUGUUCUGCACCACUGGCGUGCUGCUGAGACGCCUGGCGUCUGACCCGCUGCUGACAGGCGUGACUCAUAUUGUGGUGGACGAGAUUCACGAGCGGGGCAUGAAUGAGGACUUCCUCCUCAUUGUUUUGAGAGACCUGCUCCCCCGCCGGCCCGAUCUAAAGCUCGUGCUCAUGAGCGCUACGCUCAACGCGGACCUCUUCUCGCACUACUUCAGUGGCGCGCCCACCCUGCACAUCCCGGGAUUCACAUACCCUGUGCGGUCCUACUUUCUAGAAGAUGUCUUGGAGCUCACAGGGCAUGAGGUCACUUUUCAUAACCAGGUGGACGACUACGGCAGCGAGCAGCAGUGGAAGAGGAGGCGGCAGAUGGCUCUCAUGGAGAAGCGGAGAAACAGCCUGGAACCUUCCUUUGUUCAGGAAGCUCUUACCAACCAUUCGUUUGCGUCGCACUCGCCCUUUGUGCAACGAUCCAUGCAGCAGUGGACGGGCGAGGGCGUGGGGUUCUCCCUCAUCGAAUCGGCUCUCGAGCUGAGGGAGCAUCCGCUGCUGGGGGAUGAGAGCCGCGUGCUGCUGCUGACAUGCCACGGCAGCAUGCCCAUUGAAGAGCAGGUGCGUGUCAAAAGGGCUGAGAAGUUGAUUUUCAACCCGCCACCUCCUGGAAUCACCAAGGUCAUUCUAGCAACCAACAUGGCGGAAACCUCCAUCACCAUCAACGACGUCGCCCUGGUCAUCGACACAGGAAAGGCCAAGGAAACUUCCUACGACGCGGUCAACAACGUGCCGUGCCUGCUCCCCCAGUGGGUCUCCAAGGCCUCUGUGAAGCAGAGGCGGGGCCGCGCAGGGAGAGUGCGGCCGGGGGUGUGUUUCCACCUGUAUCCGCGCCCGCUGUUUGCUGCUCUGCCGGACUAUGGCCAGCCGGAGCUGCUGAGGGCGCCGCUGCACUCGCUGUGCCUGCAGAUCAAGACUCUCGGCCUGGGGAACAUCGGGGAGUUCCUGGGGAAGGCCAUACAGCCGCCAGAGCCGCUAGCUGUGGACAAUGCCAUAGAGCUGCUGGAGGAUGUGGGGGCGCUGGACAAGGAUGAGAACCUCACACCGCUUGGUCGGCACCUCACAGCACUGCCCCUGGAGCCACGGGUGGGGAAGAUGCUGGUGAUGGCGGCGGUGCUCUCAUGUGUCAACCCUGUGCUCACUGUAGGAGCCACUCUCAGUGAAAGAGAGCCGUGGGUGCGACCAGCUGAUAAGCGAGAGGUGGCUGAUUCAGUGCGCCUGCGCUUUGCAGGGGACGACUGCAGCGACCACUUCGCGGCAGUGAGGGCGUUCGAGGGGUGGGUGACGGCUCUGGGAUCAGCAACCAGCCGCAGCGACGGAUACAGCGCUGCCAGGGCGUACUGCUACGACCACUUCCUAUCGCACCCCACCAUGCAG